UAUGAAUCAAUUAAGAAAUUAGAGAGGUACAGAGACAGAUGAAGUAUACAUUGAUCCAGAGAGAGGAAUAGCUAUUAAUGCUCGUUAGAUGACUACUGAAUAGCAUUUCAAAUAUUAUAAAUCAUCAUUCAGUACAAUGAGACCUGAUUUGACUGAAUAUGAAUAUGAAGCAUUUUCUAAGAGAUUGAGAGUUGGUACUUGAGAAUUUUAUAUUAAAGGUGAGUCAUUCUUGAAUCACAUGAGAGUAUUUCUUAAUCAUGAAUCAGGUAGGAUCACAAAUCUUUAUAAUUUAAGUGCUAGAAUGGAUAAAGCUCUGGUAUUUUGAUGCAUUACUAUAAUAAAGAACUAUUAAUAAUAAUAUUUCCAUUUACGUACUCCUUUUAUUUUGGGCCAUAGAUCAAAUGCAAAUAGAAAUUGGGCUGAUGCAUCAAAGGUAGUGAAUUAUGUAGAGAAAUAAUUACUAAAAAUCACAAAAUAUGGUAAGUAUAUAUAAUCUAAAGAUAUUAGGCUUGGAUUAUCCUAAUUAUUAUGCACCUGCAACAGCACAAGAAUUGAAUUAGAGAGAGGAUGAGAUUUAUUAGAGAUUUAUAAAAGAAAUGAGGAAACCUCCUGUCGUUGCAGUCUAAUGAAA
This is a messenger RNA of Paramecium pentaurelia, 631 nucleotides long. The record is from the annotation of a GenBank genome assembly. Lineage: Eukaryota; Ciliophora; Oligohymenophorea; Peniculida; Parameciidae.